This is a messenger RNA of Cyphomyrmex costatus, 644 nucleotides long. RefSeq lists its product as uncharacterized. The coding region runs from base 11 to 610 and encodes 199 amino acids. Lineage: Eukaryota; Metazoa; Arthropoda; Insecta; Hymenoptera; Formicidae. The transcript has 3 exons. Gene Ontology annotation, molecular function: oxidoreductase activity. The record is from RefSeq and is a predicted model, not a curated record.
UUAUAAUUACAUGUUUUAUGAUGGUACAUGGCAAAAGCCUGUACAAAAUACUUAUUGGUUAUAUAAUAACACUAUACUAAGGGCAAAUGCAACAAAAGAUGAUAUAAGCAGAUGUUUUGAAUCAGCUAUGAAAGGGUUCAAAGUGUGGAGUGAGCUGUCCACUGAAUCUAGAAUGCAAAUGUUAUCCAAGCUUGCGUUUUUAUUAGAAUACAUUAGUAAACCCGAAUUGUCAAAAAUAGUAUUCAAAUGGAUAAAAUUUCCACACUGGUAUAAGAAGUCACUGCUGCCUCAACAUGGAAGAUCCUUGGUGGUAAUAACCCGUAAACCGAAAGGUAUUAUCACGCUUAUGGAGAAGAAAGAAGCAGAUCUGUUUUGUAAAUUGACACAGAGUUUAAUAAUUGGCAAUUCCGUCGUCGUAAUAUGUAUCGCAAAAUCGUGCAAUAUAGCAGAGUAUUGCAAUCUGUUUUUGUCAUCUGGGAUACCUCCAGGCGUUAUAAAUAUGUUGACGUGCGAGAACGUAAAGCCUUUAAAAGAGUGUUACAACGCGCUCGAGUUAAGCGAAAUUUAUCAUCAAUUUACCGUGAGCAAGCAAGUCGCAACUAUGAUUUAGAAAUUUUACUGAUUCCAUACAGCACAAAUCUCAU